Molecule: messenger RNA, 9784 nt
Organism: Scophthalmus maximus (turbot)
Lineage: Eukaryota; Metazoa; Chordata; Actinopteri; Pleuronectiformes; Scophthalmidae
Gene: ncor1
Product: nuclear receptor corepressor 1
Exons: 46
Coding region: 283-7647 (2454 amino acids)
Biological process (GO): negative regulation of transcription by RNA polymerase II
Molecular function (GO): transcription corepressor activity; nuclear thyroid hormone receptor binding
Source: RefSeq, a predicted model, not a curated record
UUAAGUAUCCAAGUAUUCUGUGGAUUGACGGAGUGCAGACAAUUUAUUUUAGCCUUUCAGGACAUCGACCGACAAAUGCGGCGCAGCCUUCAGUCUGCCCAGUCGUCCACAGGCCAUAACCCGCGGAUUUACAAUCAACAAUUGCCACAUAUUUCUGUCCAGGGAAACCUUCCUCUGCCAUCAGUAUCGUUUUUAAAUAUGAGGUGGUUUGUGUCUCCAAACAUGGUCUAGCUCAAAUCUCUGAUCCGUGAAGCUGCAGCAGCCCGGUAGCACUGAGCCAGGAUGUCCAGCAGCUCGGGCUACCCCCCCACCCAGGGGAGCUUCAGCAGCGAGCAGAGCCGAUAUCCACCCCAUUCUGUCCAGUACACCUUUACUGGCACACGCCACCAACAGGAUUUCACCGUCCCAGACUAUCGGACUCACAUGCAGGAUGCACAGGGUCGGAGAAGACCGUCUUUACUGUCUGAAUUCCACCCUGGAGUUGAAAGGCCUCCAGAGAGACGCCAUGGUUACGAACAGCAGUACCACUCCAUCACAUCCCAGUCUGAGCAUGAGGCAUUGGAGUCUAAACGCCCUCGCAUGGACACUAUUGCUGAGGCCCACAUCAGCCGCAAUGCUCCCACUGGGGGUGUUGUCUUGCCCAUGCCCCAUACAGUACACGACAGCCUAAGAGCCACUGUGGAUGUUAAAAAGGAGUCUCAGUUCAAUGUCAAAAUGGAGUCCCCGUCCCAAGGAGGACCGACACUACACAUGGGGGAAGAUCAGGACGCUUCUCCUUCCAAGCUAUCCAAAGAGGAGCUGAUCCAGAGUAUGGACCGUGUGGACAGAGAGAUUGCUAAAGUGGAGCAGCAGAUUUUCAAGCUGAAGAAAAAGCAGCAACAACUGGAGGAGGAAGCGGCAAAGCCAAUGGAGCCAGAAAAGCCAGUGACCCCUCCCCCAGUGGAGCACAAGCACCGCAGCAUAGUCCAGAUAAUCUACGAUGAGAACAGGAAAAAAGCUGAAGAGGCCCAUAAAGUACUGGAAGGUCUUGGUCCCAAAGUUGAGCUGCCCCUGUACAAUCAGCCAUCCGACACAAAGGUGUACCAUGACAACAUCAAGACCAACCAAGUCAUGAGGAAAAAGCUGAUUUUGUUUUUCAAGAGGAGGAAUCAUGCUCGUAAACAAAGGGAACAAAAUAUCUGCCAGCGCUAUGACCAGCUGAUGGAAGCGUGGGAGAAGAAGGUUGAGCGGAUGGAGAACAACCCAAGACGCAAAGCCAAGGAGAGCAGAACACGGGAGUACUAUGAAAGACAAUUCCCUGAGAUCCGCAAGCAGAGAGAGCAGCAGGAGCGCUUCCAGAGGGUUGGACAAAGAGGAACUGGCCUCUCUGCAACAAUUGCAAGAAGUGAGCAUGAGAUUUCUGAAAUCAUCGAUGGGCUUUCUGAGCAGGAGAACAAUGAGAAACAGAUGAGACAGCUGUCCGUCAUCCCUCCCAUGAUGUACGACUCCGAGCAGAGGCGAGUGAAGUUCAUCAACAUGAAUGGCCUGAUGGACGACCCGAUGAAGGUGUACAAAGCCCGGCAGUUCAUGAAUGUUUGGACGGAACACGAAAAAGAGAUAUUUAAGGAGAAGUUUGUCCAGCAUCCCAAGAACUUUGGGCUGAUUGCCUCCUAUCUAGAGAGAAAGUGUGUUGCUGACUGUGUCCUAUACUACUACUUAACCAAGAAGAACCACAACUACAAGACGCUGGUGAGGCGAAAUUAUGGAAGACGGAGAGGAAGGAACCAGGUAAAUCAAAUAACACGUCCCUCACAAGAAGAGAAGACAGACGACAAGAACGAGGAGGACAAAUCUGAGAAGUCCGAGAAUAAAAAGGAGGACGAGGAAAAGAAGGACGAGGAAGAGAAAGAUGAAAAGGAGGAUUCUAGGGACAUUGGCAAGGACAAAGACAAGUGUGACGGUGGGGAGGACGAGGACGGAAAGGAGCAGAACACGCCGCGUGGCAGGAAGACUGCCAACAGCCAGGGCCGCCGUAAGGGAAGGAUCACCACACGCUCCAUGGCCAAUGAGGCUGCAACUGUGGCGGCUGAGGAAGCACCUCCCUCUGCCCCUGAGCCUGCCUUACCAGAUCCUCCACAGCUCUCUAAAGCUGAUCCGGCACAGAAGGCCAUGAAGGAUCCUGCAAAAACUCCAGUGUCUGCCAUGGAUGCCAGCAAAGCUGGUGCUGGUGAAACCGGAGAAACUUCUCGCUGGACCGAGGAGGAGAUGGAGGUUGCCAAAAAAGGGCUAGUUGAACAUGGGCGAAACUGGACGGCCAUUGCCAAAAUGGUGGGCACCAAAAGUGAGGCGCAGUGCAAGAACUUCUAUUUCAAUUACAAGAGGCGCCACAACCUGGACAACCUGCUCCAGCAGCACAAGCAGGACACGAGGCGGGCUCGUGCUGAUAGGUCUCAAGGUGACGGUCUAGCCACAGCAUCACCCGAUGAUGAUGACGACAACGCGGAUGACAGUGAAGGUGGUGACAACAGCUCCGACACAGAGAGCGCCCCCUCCCCCUCUCAGACCGACUCCUCAAAGUCUGGUGACUCCAAGAGGGCAGACAGCGCUGCAGGAGAUGCCCAGUGCUCUGACCAGGACAAGGGUCAAGCCGGCAAUGGAAAGGCCCCGGAGCCCUCAUAUGGGGAACUUUGUGUCAAGGAAGAGAAAAGCCCAGAGAGUGACACUGGAUCUCAGGAGGAAAGGGCCAGGGUAGCUGCCUAUGCAGGCUCGGUGCAUCCCAAAACGGAACCUCAGGAUGUGGACAUGAAGACUGGAGAGGUUCAGGUUAAAAUGGAGCCUGAGAUGAAGGAAAAAGGAGAAAAGGGUGAUCACGGUGACAUGCAGAGGGAUCUCCAUUCAGAUAAUGACUCCAGUGCCACCUGCAGUGCUGAUGAGGAUGUGGAAGCAGAGCCUGAAAGACAGAGGAUAUUCUCCAUGGACAAGCCUUCAUUGCUCAACCCUCCAGGCACGGUGCUGGUAUCCUCACCCAAGCAAACUCAGCUCAACAUCCAGCAGCUGCACCAGAGGGCAGCUGCCAUCCCGCCUAUGGUGCCCGGUCCUUUUGGACCUGGUGGCGUGCCCAUCAGCGGUUUUGCCAUGUUGCAACACCAGAUCAAAGCAGCGCACGAGUCUGCGCACCUGGAGGAGAAGCAGAGGCAGGAUCAGGGAGAUCUGGAGCGCAGACCCCCCUUCAAUACCCGCAGCCCCACCGUGCUCGACAGAGACGGUAAGCUCUUAUCCUACAUGCCUUAUGACAUGAAGCUGGCUCUGGACCAGGAGGCCUUCUCUGGUCGGCCAGGCUCUCCCUACAGACUCUCUCCUAGGGAGCUGAGCAGGGCCUCACCCCAGCCUGACCCCAACGCCCCCAAUGCCUCCCGCUACAGUGUGCCGCCAGUCCUCCACCCUGCCCCCAACCAGCUGGUCCAGAGUAUGCAAGAUGGCGUCCGUGUGACAUUCAGCAGACCCACUCGACCUCCCAACAUUCCCUCUCCUCCUCCACUCAUUCCAACCACCAAGCCAACGGACAAGCCCUCCUUCAUCCACGGAGGCUCCAUCUCCCAGGGAACGCCUGGCACAUACCUCCCACCCCAUGCCGUCUAUGGGUCAGAGGGGACGAAGAGCACCGUGGGCUCCAUCUCUCUGGGUCUGCCUCGGCAGCAGGAUCCCAGCAAACCGGGAGCUGCAGUUCCAUCCAUACAGGAUGGCAGAGGCAACCCAUCAAAGAUGGGCGAGGGUCUGGCUUUCAGGGGAUCAAUUACUCAGGGCACACCGGCCCUGUCCCAGCCCAGCAUUGCUGCUGACCUCCUGAAGGGCACAAUCACCAAGCUGGCCACAGAGGACAUGAACAUCCCAGACAAGGCCAGAGGAGAACAGCUGGCUAAAGGUCAUGUCAUCUAUGAAGGCAAGAGUGGUCACAUCCUCUCCUUUGAUGCUAUCAAGAACCCAAGGGAAAACACCCGCAGCCCAAGAAUGGGCCAUGAAUUGAAACGCACUUACGAUAUGAUGGAGGGACCCAUGGGCAGGGGACACACUGGCAGGGAAGGAGCUCCAUUCGAGGGGUUAAUUAGCAGAGCCUUGCCUAGAGAAGGUGGCCAUGGAGAUUCUAAGGAAAGACCAAUGAUGACUGGAUCUAUUAUGCAAGGAACACCUAGAACUGCUGCAGAGACUUAUGAAGAUGCCAUGAAAUAUGGAAAACAGAUCAAGCGAGAGAGUCCGCCGAUCCGGUCUUUCGAAGGUGGUAUUGGCAAAGGCAAGCCCUACGAGGGAGUAAAUACUAUCAAAGAGAUGGGACGCUCCAUUCAUGAAAUCCCCCGGCAAGACCAGUCUGGCCAGGACAUGUGCAAGACCCCUGACAUGUCGGACAGGAGGGUUAUGGAGGGCUCCAUGUCUCAGAUUCACCCUCUCAACCAGCCGACUAUUAAGCACAACGUCAAGUCCCUGAUCACCAGUCCCUCCAAGAUUCCCCACGGCAUGCCCCAACUCGAGACCAUUGAACGAGCCAAGUACGAGGAGAGCAAGGCGGUGCGCCACACUGUGGUCAACUCCACCGGCUCAGUCUUGCGCUCCACACACCAGGAGGCUGGCAGAUCCCAGCUUAGCCCGAGCAUGUACGAGGAUGCCAAUGCUCGCCGGACCCCUGUCAACUACAGCACGAAUCCCGUGUCCAGAGGUUCACCCAUGCUGGGGCGUGCUCCAGAGGGUGGCAUGAGCUCUGUGAAAUCUGCAGCACAUGAACGAAAGAACGCCAUGACCCCGACACAGAGGGACAGUGUCCCAGCAAAGUCCCCAGUGUCAAGUGGUGACCCUGUAGCCUCUCACAGCCCCUUCGACCCCCACCACCGGCCUGUUGGUCCUGGGGAAGUUUACAGAGCCCACCUGCCUCCACAUCUUGACCCCACCCUGGCCUUCCACAGAGUGCUGGAUCCUGCGUUCAUGUUCUCCAGGCAGCCGUCCCCAACAAACUACCACAACACCUACCAGCUGUACACCAUGGAGAACACGCGGCAGACCAUCCUCAAUGAUUAUAUCACCUCCCAGCAGAUGCAAGUCAUUCCUCGGCCUGAUAUGACCCGGGGACUGUCACCACGGGAACAGACAGUCGCUAUCCCUUACCCAGCAGGAGCACGAGGGAUUAUUGAUCUAGCCCAGAUGCCUCCAACUAUCCUGUUGCCUCACCCUGGGGGAACAGGUGCUCCCACUUUGGAACGCACCGCCUACCUCUCUGGAGCUCAGCCCCCUUUCCCUCCUAGGGCUUUCAACCCAACCUCCAUAUCGGCAGGUCACCAAGCCCAUAUUGCUGCUGCUGCAGCUGCCAAUGCAGAGAGGGAACGGGAGAGGGAGCGCGACCGGGAGCGUGACCGGGAGCAGCAGGAAAAGGAGAGGGAAAGGGAGCAGCGGGAAAGGGAGCAGCGGGAGAGGGAGAGGGAGAGGGAACGAGAGCGGGAAAUGCGAGAACGAGAGCGGGAACGAGAGCGGGACCGCGAGCGGGCCAAUGAAUACAUGCGCGGAGGUGGACAAGAGCAGCCCGGCCGGCCGGGGAGUCGAGGGUAUCUGCACUCACCUUCUCCCUCGCUCAGGACACAGGAAGUAGUGGUUCAACAGCGGCCGAGCAUUUUCCAGGGCAAGAGUGUCAUCACCUCUCUAAUGCCCCAUUCAUCUGCAGCAACAGCAGCAACACAGAGUGGCUCUCGCUACAGCACCGCUGCUGAUGCCCUUGCUGCGCUGGUGGACGCUGCCGCCUCUGCCCCGCAGAUGGAUGUGUCCAAUGUGAAGGAGAACAAACAUGAACGGGAUGACGAAAUGUCUUCAGCGGCUGCAGUCCGGCGGGCAGCCGAACAGCAGCAGCAGCAGCAACAACAGGAGGCAGAAAGACGAUCCAUGCAGUCACCAUAUGGUGCCAUGUCUCUGCCUGGAGGUAAGCCCCAUCCAGCUUACUCUGAAGGCCCUGGUGCUGGGGCUAAGGAUAAGGGACCUCAAACCUCAAAGUCGCGCAUCGAAGAGGAGCUCCGGACUCGAGGAAAGACAACCAUCACAGCCGCUAGCUUCAUUGAUGUCAUCAUCACACGGCAGAUAGCUUCUGACAAGGAUUCACGAGAGCGUGGCUCUCAGAGCUCUGACUCCUCUAGCAGCUUGUCAUCUAAUCGAUAUGACAAUACCGGUGGAGCAGCCAUUGAGGUGAUCAGUCCCGCUAGUUCCCCAGUCCAGCUCCAACAGGACAAAUCAGAAGAGGUGCAACAACAGGCAGCAGCAGCAGGCAUGCGGGCCUACGACAUGAGUCGUUACAGAUCAGCAGGGGAGCCACAGCCCAGUUCCCAGCAGCCCCCCUCCUCCCAGGCAGACAGCUACUCUCAGGCCCCCAAGACCCACAGAGUCAUGACCUUGGCAGACCAUAUUUCGCAUAUCAUAACCCAGGACUUUGCCCGGAAUCAGGACCAUGCCCCGGUCUCUUCCUCGUCGUCUUCAACAUUCCAGAGCGGGGUGCCAACUGUGUCCUCUUCGGGUCGAGCCAAAAUGCCCAGCCGCUACAGUCCUGAGAACCAGGUCCAUGCCCUACACCACCAGAGACCAUCCAGUAGAGUUUCACCAGAGAAUGCGCCUGACAAGCCCAGAGCCAGGCCGGGUAAGUCUCCAGAGCGGGGAGGCCGUCCGAUGGAGAACUAUGAACCCAUUUCUCCACCACAGAGCUACCAAGGCAUGGACAAACAGGAGGCUGGCGGGCCUCCGCCUCAGAGGCGAGAGGCUGACAACUCUGAGAUCAGGAGUGAUUCUAGGUCCCCAGGGAGUGUCAGCUAUCUGCCUUCCUUCUUCACCAAGCUGGAGAACACCUCGCCGAUGGUGAAGUCCAAGAAGCAGGAGAUCUUUCGUAAGUUAAACUCCUCUGGUGUCGGUGAUUCUGAUGUUGGAAACGCGCAACCAGGCACAGAGAUUUUUAACUUGCCUGCUGUUACCACCUCCGGCAGCAUCAACCCCAGGAAUCACUCCUUUGGUGAUCCAGCCAGUAACCUGGGCCUGGAGGACAUCAUCCGCAAAGCUUUGAUGGGAAACUUGGAGGAAAGACAGGACGAGCACCAGGGAGGUGUAGGGGCUCAGAGUGCCAUCAACAACAUGGGCAGUGACGCUCGCCAGGAGGCAAACCCAUCACCCAGGAAGCAGAAGCAGAGCAAAGCCAACAGCCGGAAAUCCAAGUCACCAAAUCUGGGUCAGGCCUACGCUGUAGCGGAGCGUCCCUCUUCAGUGUCCUCCGUCCACUCAGAGGGAGAUUAUCACAGACAAGCCCAAGCCCAACCCCAAUGGAGUUGGGAUGACCGACCCUCAUCCACGGGAUCCAUGCAGUUCCCUUACAACCCACUGACCAUGCGCAUCCUAAGCAGCACGCCACCAACCUCCAUAGCCUCGCCCACCAUACAGAGCCAGCAGCAGCAGCAGCAACAGCAACAACAGCAGCAGCAGCAUCAGCAGCUGCAGCAGCUGCAGCAGCAUCAGCAGCUGCAGCAGCAGCAGCAGCAGCAGCAGCAGCUGCAGCAGCAGCAGCAGCAUCAGCCUCAGUCUGGAGCCCCAGUGGCCCAGCAGCGUGUCUGGCAGUCUCUGCUGUCAGAGCAAUAUGAGACCCUGUCUGACAGUGACGACUGAGCCCUGCUUGCUACAGCUCUAACAACCACGAGAGACAGCCCCCCUCUCCCAGAACUAACCUUGCUCAUUCGCAAGUGUGAUAUGUUGAUGGAGUGGUGUCAUGAAAUUUUUGGUGCUAAGGCGCCCCCUGGCUGAUUGCUGAGAGUACAUGCAGCGGCCUGUGACAGGCAGGGCUCUCCAGAGCAAGACUUGCUUUUGGUCCGGAAGCACUCACCCAGCCUGUCGGGAAAAUAUACAAGACUCGACUGAGAGGAUAACAUGAGCUAUAGUAAAGAUGAAGAACUUAAUAUGUAAAAAGAAACAACAUAAGAGAUUAUUUCUGAAUUUUGUUCAAUUUCUGUAAAGAUAUACUUUGUCUUUAAGAAAAAUCAUGUAUGUAAAUAGAGUAACAUUUUGCAGUGUUUUUUCUUACCUUGAUUAUUUCUUAUUUUAAUGUCACUUUUAAAUUGAUCCAAUUUAAAUGGGAAGAGUAGGGGGAUAAUCUUUAAUAUCACAGUUGGUCUCUCCCAGUCCAACUCUACCCCAUGUCACCUGACCCCUAUUUUAAUAUUCUUACCAUAGUGAUGCUAAGAGAGACCAGACCUGUGGUUUGUACUUGACCAUGAGUGGAGCACAGAGACUGUGUUACCCUGCGGGCCAUCUAUCGAGCACCACCAGAGCCUGAACAUCGUGGACAUUCGAGGACGAGACAAAACACGGACUUAACAUUUCAAAAAGCAUCGAUAUCUGAUGCCUGUCUCCACCACACAGUGGAGUAAUAAUGCGAUGGUAGUUGUAACUUCUCACCCGGUUCUAGACAGAGAAAUGUCUUCAAAAGUUGAGAACACUGGUGUCGUAGCAGAAAAGUGAAAGGUCUGAUAUAAGCUUGAUUUUGCCAGAAAAAGAUCCUUGUGACUACUCCUGGACCCAGUCUGAAUAACGAAAGUGAGCCAAUGAGUUUUUUUGUUUUUGUUUUCCCCCGUAGAGCUGACCAUGUUGUGACACAUGUUGCUGUCUCUCUCUGCAGUUUCCAGCCUGUCCAGAAUGAUCUGCUCUGCAAUGUUGUCAUGGUGAAAAAAAAAAAAAGAGUAAAUUAUGUCAGUAACUUUUCUUUUUUUUGGACAGUUUUGCCAUGCCGUGUGACUUGAGAAAGAAGGCAGCUUUAAGUAAUUUUCUCAGAGAUAUACGUUAGUGUUUGAUGUUUGUAUUUGUUUCUCUAGUCCCUUUUUUUUGAUACUAUCCUGACAAAAAUCUGAACUCUGUAAAUUGUCUUUCCAUUACACAAAAAGACAAAACUAACCAAACAUAAAGAAUGGUCUGCACCAUUGUUGCACUUUUUUGCUUUGUAGCUUUUGACAACAAAAAGCAUACUACCUGCUGUGUAACUUAUUCAUCCUCCAGCACAGGAGUAUACUAAGAUGUGCUUUAAGUUUUUCCCACCACUCACACAAAAUGGAGGUGCCGACCUCUCCGUCUUUUCUUGUAGCUGGUACAUGAGUUUGUAGUGUGACACUUGCAUUACAGUUACAGUUUUAAGUGUAUGGUACCAGUAAAUGUUUAGGAUUUGCUGUCAUGUUGGUUCAAUACCAUAAACAAUUAAUCUCUGCUUUCGUUGUGUCAAUCAACAGGCUUAAAGCUUAGAAUAUGAAUUAUACUCGGUCAACAUCAUAAAUGGCAGUAACUUUCCUUUGCCAGUCUUUUUUUUUUUAGAUAUGUGAAAGAAAUACUAUAUUUUGGCUUUUUCCACUUUCACUUGGCUCAGUCAACUAAUCAGUUCUGCUCUACUCUACUUGAUAUUUGUUUCUUCCUUUUAUUUGUCAUAGCACAUGUUCAGAUUUUUAUUUCCUGUAAUUUUCAACAUCUUUGUUCUUCAUCCUAUUUAGAUGGGAUGCUAUGUGUUUACAAAGGCAAUGACAAAAAAGUUUACAAACUUGAAUCUUAAAAGAAAUCCGAAUGAAGCCGAAAAAGAAUUAGAGCAUCUUUUCAGCUCUCUAUCAAACACACAGUGGUGACUUUUAUUUUUUUGUCCUUUUGAAAUUGAGACUUGAAAAACCCGUGUAUCAUUUGAUGUUGAAAUGCAAUGUUUGUAUCGCACAAUGUCUCUUAGUAGGCUAUUACAAGAGUUCAGACCAAUCAAAUAAAGUGGAUCAGUUCUCCA